This is a messenger RNA of Polistes canadensis, 5062 nucleotides long. RefSeq lists its product as uncharacterized. Gene Ontology annotation, molecular function: DNA-binding transcription factor activity, RNA polymerase II-specific; sequence-specific DNA binding. The transcript has 20 exons. Gene Ontology annotation, biological process: regulation of transcription by RNA polymerase II. Gene Ontology annotation, cellular component: nucleus. The coding region runs from base 454 to 3978 and encodes 1174 amino acids. The record is from RefSeq and is a predicted model, not a curated record. Lineage: Eukaryota; Metazoa; Arthropoda; Insecta; Hymenoptera; Vespidae.
UGCCCGCCAUCUUAGUCAACAGUAAUGAAAAGCUUUAACACUCCAAAAAUUGCUGCAUUAGUUUAUUGCAGUUAUCAAUGGAAUUUAAAUUACUACAAUCUGUAAGAAUUAUUCAAAUUUAAUUCUAUUUUAAAAAAAGAGAGACAAAAUAAAUGAGUACAAAAAUAUAUAUAAAAAUAUAAAGCUAAACGAAUUGUGAAACAACCUAAAAGUGCUAUAAGGACGAGCAUAUAAACAACCUUUUUUUAUUUCUUAAUUGUAUAAUUAUGGAUCUUUAUGGUGUAACAGACGCUAGAAGGACCACUUCUUUUUGAGAAAGACAGUAACAUUUUCGCAAUAUCCUGGAGAGGAAUUCAAACCUUAAUGGUUUUUAAAACUCCAUGGGAUUUAUGUUGACGUUUGAAAGAGAGACAGAUUAUUAAAAUUAAUCAAGGAUAGUAUAACUACUACAAGAUGCCAAAAUCACGUACUGUUUCACAAUCGGUCACAAGCAAUAGACCGCUUCAUAUGACUUUGAAUUUGGAAUGCAUCGAGGAACCACUAAGUGAAUCACAAUUAAAACAAAGAGAAAAGCUGCAAGAAGAUUGCAAUAAGGUUGCAACUACUUUGGAGCAAUUAGUUAUAGAUCACGGAGGGAAAAUAGUAUGUCAGUCUGGAUCUGUAAAUGGAUAUCAAUAUACAAUUCCUUCUAAUACGUCACAACAAAUCGUGAAGAAUCCGCAGUCAUUAAUAAAUGUAAAUCAGAAUGCAAGUCAACAAAUAAAACUUAAUAUGGUAAAUAAUACUAAUGGAGCCCAAGGAAAUAUACAACUUGUUGUUGAUCCACGAGUAGGAGUUAUUCUUGGGCAAGUUACUCAACAACAAGGCAAUACGACGACAACAACAGCUAUACCAACUUCUGUGUCUGCGCAAUCUCAAUCAGAAAGUUAUAAAUAUACUAGAUCCGGACGUCGAACAAAAGUUUUACAAAUACAGCCACCACAACUUGAUAUUAUAGAGGAGCCUCCUGCAGUUCCUCCUGCAAUUCCUCCUGCAGUUCCUCCUACAGUUCCUCCUGCAGUUCCUCCUGCAAUCCCUCCUGCAAUCCCUCCUGCAGUUCCUCCUGCAGUCCCUCCUGCAGUCCCUCCUGCAGUUCCUCCUGCAGUCCCUCCUGCAAUUUCUCGUGGACGACAAAAAGUUGGCACUACGACACAUGUUGUAACUUCAACUACUACUACUCCACAAGGUGUUACAAAUCUCAGAAUAAAAACUGUUAACAAAUCACAAGGAAAUCAAACAACAUUAAUUUCCAAACCUACCGAACAGACUAGUAUAGGUGGUAUAUCAGUUGGAAUAAAAAAUAUAGCUUGUGAACAAAUCGAUGAAACAAAAAAGAAUCUUCCCGAUGGUAAAGAAUUUACUUUUAAUAAAAUGACUGGUGGUAGAACUUUUCCUUCAUUGGUAGUUGUGGCAAGACCUAAUCUUCGCACAAAAGAAAUCAUACCACAGUUUGCAUUAAAGGAGAGAUCAGAGCUAGAUAUCAAAGUAAAAAGUGUACUUAUGUAUUCUGCUACAAAAUUCGCCGAGUGGUUAAUUCAACAAGGUCUAGUUCGUUCCGAACAACAUUGUAUAUUACAUAGUAAAAAUUAUCAAAAAGAAAAACUUAAAUUAGGAAUGUAUAGCGAUCAAGGUAGAUUCCCAUAUUCUGGAGGAUAUGUGUGGAUUUCUACUUGUUGUCCGGAUCGCUUUGUUUCUAUCUUUUCUGGUUCUAUUUUCCAAGGAGCACCAUACACUCCUACAGUUCUUUUAAAACUUAUUUAUCAUUGGGCGUGUCAAACCAAUGUGCAAAAUGUAGUUUCUUGGGUAAAAGUUUCGAAUAUAUAUGUAAAAAAUUUUUAUACAAAUUUACGUAGUGUAUGCACAGCUGCAAUAUGGGAUAAAAGUAGAAUAAUGGGUGGAAAUAAUUCUAUGAUACAAGUAGGUGUUAUCAGUUUGGGUACUACUUCGCAAGAUGGAAAUUUACGUCAGGUGAAAGUUGAAGUUCUUGGUGUUUUGGAUAUGAAAACGUUAGAAUUAAGAUUGCGUGCUUGUGAUCCGGUACAAGAUGGAGAAAGAUCAUAUAAGAAAAGAUUUAAUAAUAUUCUUCAUCCAUUAAAAGACUGGGUACACAUAGAUUCUAAAAUUAUGACUGACUUUACGGUUGACAAGAGUACUUUACAAGAACUUGGUUUUGCCAAUGUAACGCAAUCAGCGUUUUCUGAUCAAAAUCCUAGAAAUUUCAUGAGCAAUUAUCACAUAAUGGAAUAUUUAAGAAAAAUAGUUCCAAGAAUGUUUCAAAAUACAUUGAGUUUACUAAGUAGACAAAUGAUACAACAAUUUUUGGAUGAACUUGUUUGGAGAGAAAUAUACGGUGCUACUGCAGCACGCGCAUUUGACAAUAUUAUACUUCAUAUAUCUGACCAAACCAAGAUAGACUCUAGCGAUUGCAUGCUAGAACGUCUUGCAAAAAUUGCAGCUAAUCCGUUUCAAGACUGGUCUUAUUCAAAAACUAAUCCUCCUCCUCUUUCUCCAUUAAGUUCACUGACAGUAACUAAGGAUCAACCACAGACAAAUCCUGAAAGAAUAGUUCACAAUAUUAAACAAUCGGAAUCUACCUUAAUAAAGCCUGGUCCAAAAAGAGGAAGGAAAAGAAUGUUACCUACACCGCCUAGUCCAGAUAUAGAAGCAAAGAAAAAUACUUCUGAUGCGAAAAUUAUUAAGGAAAAAGAAAGAGAAAAUAAAACAGACCAAAUACAACUUCAAAAAUGUUAUUAUGCUACUAUGGAAGGUGAUCAAAAUGUGUUGUUAAAAGAGAAUAAGUCUUUGUUAUAUUUUAAGUGUUUUCUCUGCACUGCUGUAAUGCGGUAUAACACUGAAAUAAUGGAGCAUAUAAUCAGUCAUGUGCCACCCCAAGUACCAGAUCAAUUAGAAUUUCCUGUAUGCCGCUAUUGCUGUACAACUUUUUCUUCCAAACAUCAAGUAGUCACUCAUGUUUCUGAAGCUCAUAGUAAAUUUGGUAAAUCUGCUGGUGAUAUGGUUGUAUGUGCUAUAUGCGAACAAAAAUUUGGUAAUAGCAAUUUAUUGAUUAAUCAUUUAUCAAUGAUGCAUUGUCCUUCAGAAAUGCCAUAUCAAUGCAAUACAUGUGGUUAUCGAACAUCUAGUCACAAAGAUAUUAUAGAUCAUUAUUAUGAAAUUCAUGAAAAGGGUAAUGGUUUGCAGUGUCCAUUCUGUCUAAAGGUAAUAGAAUUUAUUGUCGAUGGACAAACGAAUGCAUCCAGUAUACACUCAUUCUUACUUCAUAUGCAAAGACACAUUGUAAGGAGAGAACAAGGACGUGGAAAUAAAUGUCCAAGAUGUUGUUUAUGGUUUAAUCAGAAAAGUUCAUUGAAAAUUCAUCAAAGAGAAUUACACGAUUCUGUUAUCAAUUCAAAAGUUGUACCAUUUUCAACAACUGAAAAUGAAAUAGUGAUACUGAAACAACGACCUAUGAUAAGAAGAUUUGAUGUAGAAAGUCCAGUUGCUGAAUUACCAAGAGACGAAUGUGUCAAAAAAUGGAGUACAGGACCAAUUUCAGUUAAUGCUUCUAAUAGUCACUUACCAUGUCAAGAAUGUGAAGAAGAUAUCGAUGAACAGGAUCAUUAUCCCGGAGAACAACGAUGUCAACAAUGUCGUUAUGUAACAUGUUGUUGGCGUGCAUUUAAAGAACAUUUACAACAAAUUCAUAAUGAAAGACCUAUGACUAGUUUAAUCGUUCCUUCUCCGCUUAUAAAUAUCCCAUUGGAAAAGAAAAUGCAGUGUCGAUGUGGGUAUACUACAAACGAUGGGAAUCAAUUGGCCAUACAUUUAAUUAAAUGUAAUGAAAUGACGGCUUAUCCGAUUGAAGAAUCAGCACCAACGGGUAUGCUUGAUAGUCUAGGUCUUGUUCCAAAAAACGUAUCCGAUUCUUUAAGUAUUAAAUAAAUUGUAAUUAAUAUUUGAAAAGAAAGGAGAAGUGGGGAAGAGAGGGAGAAAUACAAAAAAAAAAAUUAAGAAAAAAAUGAGAGAAUGAAAGAAUAUUAUUGUGAUUGUAUAAAGUACGAAAGAGAGAUACAAAUUCGUGUUAAUCAUUCUGAUAUACAUGUUUUAAGAACUAUUAUGUAUAAAUGAUUAUUAAUUUUUGUUAAAUGAAAGUAUAUAUACCAAAAUAUUCGAUUUUCAAAUAAAAAUAACAAUUUUUUCUUAAUUAUUAAUCAUACGCAACAAUUCCAAAACUUAACAAAUAUUUGAAUCUACCCAUAUUAGAAAUACAUUAAUGACAGUAGUAUAUAAACAUAUUAUCGAUAUAUAGUAUGCAGAAAUAUAACAUUUGAGUGUGUAGAACAAUAUAGAUUACAAUACAGUCAAAUAUAUUAAUAAGAAAAAGAAAAAACCAACUGAAAAUCAGAAAUAAGUAUUGUUAUAAAUAUUCUGUUCUUUCUUUACGUAAAUAAUAUUGUUUUUAUAUAUUUCUAUAAUAUAAAAAUUAAAUAUCAAUAUAUGCAACAAAGCAGAAUACUGAUUUAUUUUAAUAAUCUACAUUCAUAACUGUUUAUAAUUAACAUAAUUUAGUACAAUUCUAUACAUUUUUAAAUCAUAAGAUAAAACAAAAUCAAAAAUUCCUUCCAACAGUGAUCACCUAUCCCUUAGAUUUUUUCUUUUUUUUAAAACUAAAUUUAUAAGAUGUAAAUAAGAAUAAUAUUUUUGUCGAUUGAAAUAACAACGACGUAUAAUGUGUUUUAUUCAAUUUUUAUUUAGCAAUUGUUUUCAUGUAUGAAUAAUAAAUGUAGCAUACAUAUACUUUUUAGAUGGUCAAGUGUGUGUAUGAAUAUAUAUAAUACUAACUGACGGAACAAAACAUAUAUAGAAUUGUUUUUCCAAAUUAAAAUCGUUAGGUAGAUUCUCUUGAUUAUUUAAAUGAAUUGAACACAUAAUAGUCCGUCAUUCGUUACUUACCUUUUCUCUCUCUUUUUUCUUUUUCCCUCUCUCUUUCUCUCUCUCUCUCUCUCUCCCUCUCUCUCUCUAUAUA